AUGAGCAGCAGCAGCAGUGACUCAGCAGAGAGCCAAGGCGAGCAGAACCAAGGCGUGGGACAGGACGUGGCAGUGGCCGACGGUCAGCGUGUUCAGAUGGCAAUGUUUGGAGCUAUCAGUGAGUUUGUGGAGGGAGACGAAGAAUGGACGGAGUACGAGGAAAGGUUGGGACACUUUUUCUCUGCAAAUGACAUUACGGAGGAGGCUAAAAAGCGCUCCAUUCUCCUGAGUGUGUGUGGGGCAAAGACCUACAAAUUAAUAAGGAACUUAGCCACUCCACGGAAACCAGGAGAUUUGUCUUAUGAUGACAUUGUCCUUCUCGUGGCAAACCACCACAACCCAAAACCCUCUGUAAUUGUGCAACGGUUUAAAUUCCACAGCCAUUUCAGGAGGCAAGGUCAGUCAGUGUCCAACUUUGUAGCCGAGCUACGCCAGCUAUCUGAACAUUGUGAUUUUGGAGCAGUGCUUGAUGACAUGCUCCGUGAUAGAUUAGUCUGUGGCAUUAAUGAGAACGCCAUUCAGCGCCGCCUGCUGGGGGAAACGCCACCAUUGACUUUUCAGAAGGCCUUUGACAUUUCCCAGGGCAUGGAAAUGGCUGCAAAUGAUGUCAAGGAUAUCCAAAAAGGAAAUGGGUCACAGGCAGGGGCAGUGUACCAAGUCAGGAAAGAGACUGGUAGGCCAGGAAAACGGGUGGAGUGCUUUAGGUGUGGGGGGUCACACUAUGCAAAUGACUGUAAAUUUAAAGAUGCUGUCUGUCAUGCAUGCAAUAAGCGGGGCCAUUUGGCAAAAAGGUGCAGAAGCUCUAAGGGCAGAGUUAAGCCUGGGGGGAGGAAACCUCAGCAGUCCCAGGAACAAGCAGCCACACACCACCUAGAAGAGGAGGAGGGGGAGGCUGCGUGUUCAUAUAACAUGUAUGGCGUGGAAACAGACGAGGAGCCACCUGAGCCGUAUUAUGCUACUGUGGCCGUUAAUGGCCAAGACAUUAAGUUUGAAAUUGAUUCCGGAGCUACGGCCUCAGUCAUAAGUGAGGAGACCUAUAGGGCGUCGUGGGGGCCAAGUCUGCCUCCUAUCAGGCCAUCAAAGCUCAAGCUCAGGACUUAUACGGGCCAGCCCAUACCUCACUUGGGGGUGUUAUAUGUGGACAUUGCAACUGGGGGCCAGAGAGCUGCAGCCAGGCUGGUGAUAGCCACAGGGAGCGGUCCUAGUCUAUUGGGCCGUGAUUGGCUUCGCAAACUCCGCUUGAACUGGCAUGAAAUUAAGUAUGCCCACACACACUCAAUGGAGGACAUUCUGCAGCGCUACAGUAAGGUGUUCAAGGAUGAGCUGGGCACAUUGAAGGGCGUGGCAGUGAAGCUGCAUAUGGACUCUGACGCCAAGCCACGGUUCUUCAAGCCCAGGCCAGUGCCUUAUGCCAUGAAAGGUAUUGUGGAAGAGGAACUGAACCGUCUGCAGAAAUUGGGCAUUAUAGAGCCUGUUCAAUUUUCCAGGUGGGCAGCUCCUAUUGUUCCAGUGUUAAAGGAAGAUAAAACGGCAAGGAUAUGCGGGGACUACAAGCUGACAGUGAAUCAAGGUUCUACGCAGGAGGAGUAUCCGUUGCCACGCGUCGAUGACCUUUUCGCGAACCUGUCAGGGGGGAAGCUCUUCACGAAGCUGGACAUGAGCCAUGCCUACCAGCAGUUGCUGCUGGACGAGGAGUCUAAGGAGUUUGUCACCGUCAACACACACAAGGGGUUAUUCAAGUACAACCGCCUAGUGUUUGGAGUGGCAUCCAGCCCUGCCAUUUUCCAAAGAACCAUGGACACUUUGCUGCAGGGGAUUCCUCAUGUGGCCGUGUUUCUUGAUGACAUCUUGAUCACGGGGGCCACGGAGGAAGAGCAUCUGGCCAACCUUGAGCAGGUGCUGAAAAAGAUGCAGGAUGCUGGCCUGCGGUUGAAACGUCGCAAGUGUGUGUUCAUGGCACCCAGUGUGACCUACCUAGGUCACAAGGUCACAGCCGAGGGGCUUUGGCCCUUGGAGGACAAAGUGCGAGCCAUUAAGGAGGCACCAAGCCCAAAGUCUGUACCCGAACUCAGAUCAUUUCUUGGUCUAGUGAACUAUUAUGGCAAGUUCCUGCAGGACCUCUCCCAGGUCCUGGCCCCACUGUACAAGCUGCUGCACAACGACACUAAGUGGCAGUGGGGGAAAGAUCAGGAGAGAGCAUUCAGAGAAGUGAAAGGGCUACUCCACUCCGCAAAAUUGCUUGUUCACUAUGACCCAGCCAAAGAGAUCACGCUUUCCUGUGAUGCCUCGCCCUAUGGCGUGGGGGCAGUACUCUCCCAUAUAAUGGAGGAUGGAUCUGAGAAGCCCAUUGGGUUCGCCUCCCGCACCCUGAACUCGGCCGAGAGAGGUUACUCUCAGUUGGACAAGGAGGGGCUGGCCAUUGUGUUCGCUGUGAAACGGUUCCAUCAGUACCUGUAUGGCCGUUCAUUUACCAUCUACACGGACCAUAAACCGCUGAUGAGCCUGUUCAGCGAGUCUAAAUGCAUUCCACCGCUGGCCUCAGCGAGAAUACAGCGUUGGGCCCUCACCUUGUCCGCCUACCAGUACACAAUUGUGUACAGAGCAGGUAAAGAUAAUUCAAAUGCAGAUGCACUGAGUAGACUGCCUUUACCUGAUACACCUGCUAGUUCAUAUGUGCCGCCCGAGACUGUGUUUUCCUUGCAGAGAGUGGCGGAGACACCUGUGAAGGCAGCCCAGAUCAGACAGUGGACGGACAGAGAUCCAGUGCUGUCUCAAGUAAAGACUUUCCUGUUGCAGGGGUGGCCCGGUGCAGUGGAGAGUGAGGCUCUCAAACCCUAUGCAAAGCGAAAGACUGAACUGAGUUUGCAAGAUGGAUGCAUUCUGUGGGGCGCGAGAGUGGUCGUGCCACGGCCAGCUCGUCCACGGAUUGUGGAGGAGAUUCACGAGACUCACCCAGGGGUGUCUCGGAUGAAGAGCUUUGCAAGGUCCUAUGUCUGGUGGCCGAAAAUGGAUCUGGAGCUGGAGUACAAGGUGAAAUCAUGUACACAAUGCCAGAUUAACCAAAACCUGUCACCACCAGCACCACUGCACCCAUGGGAGUGGCCAGACCGUCCAUGGUCUAGGCUGCAUGUGGACUUUGCAGGCCCUUUUAUGGGGCAGAUGUUCCUGAUCAUGGUCGACGCCCAUUCCAAAUGGAUAGAGGCCCACAUCAUGAGCAACAUCACCGCCCCAUCAACCAUAGGUAAACUCAGGCAAGUGUGCCACGGAUUGCCGGAUUCUCUGGUGAGUGAUAAUGGCCCGACGUUCACCAGUGAGCUGUUCAGUGAUUUCUUUCAGCAGAAUGGCAUUCUUCACAUCCGGACUGCUCCUUUCCAUCCGGCUUCAAAUGGAUUGGCAGAGAAGGCGGUUCAGACAGUGAAGGCGGGCCUGAAGCGGUUGACAGGAGACUCCAUCAGCACCCGGCUGUCACGUUUCCUGUUUAACUACCGCCUCACUCCACAGACAACUACGGGACGCACACCAGCAGAGAUGUUGAUGGGCCGUCGGCCCAAGUCUAAACUGGACCUACUGCGUCCAGACCUGAAAGCAAAGGUGGAGAGGAAGCAGGAGAAAAUGAAAGAGGGACAUGAUCAACAUGCCCGAGAAAGACAGUUGAAACCAGGUGACAAUGUCUAUGUGAAGGACUUUAGCCAUAACAACAACCAGAAAUGGCUGCCUGGGGUCAUCCGUAGGCAGAGUGGUCCAGUCUCACAUGUGGUCAAACUGAGGGACGGACGGGAGUUUCGCAGACAUCAAGACCAUGUGCGCCUGCGUUAUGAUGCCAGUCCAGACACAGAGACAGUCACACAGUUGCCAUCGGGGAGUUCUCCGACUGAGGGAGCAGGUGGAAUGAUGCCUGUACCUGAGAGAGACACCCUAGCAGAGCUGUCUGUGCCCCCUGAACAAAAAGACGAUUCUUCUACACAUGCACGGACUCCUCUCAUGUCUCCAUCACCAAUGCCUCCAAAACCACCAUCACCAGUGACUGUGAGAACACCUGUAGUGCGCAAAUCACAGUGGGCUCAUAGACCUCCGGACAGACUGGUUCUUUAA
Messenger RNA from Cololabis saira (Pacific saury), 4092 nucleotides. RefSeq lists its product as uncharacterized. NCBI's taxonomy places the organism in Eukaryota, Metazoa, Chordata, Actinopteri, Beloniformes, Belonidae. The record is from RefSeq and is a predicted model, not a curated record. Gene Ontology annotation, molecular function: zinc ion binding; nucleic acid binding; aspartic-type endopeptidase activity. Gene Ontology annotation, biological process: proteolysis; DNA integration.